GCGGUAAUGGAGGAGCCAAGAGGGGGUUAGCCUGAGCCGCAGGCGCUGCCCGUGGGUUUCCCCCCCUCGCUUGCCUGUUGACUGCUCCCUUCCUAUGGCCUUCAUGAUGAUGAAGAAAAAGAAGUUCAAAUUCCGCGUGGAGCUGGAGCUGGACGAGCUCUCCUCGGUGCCCUUCGUCAACGGGAUCCUCUUCUGCAAGGUGCGGCUGCUGGACGGCGGCAGCUUCAACGGGGAGUCUUCCCGGGAAGUAGUGCAAGCAAACUGUGUUCAUUGGAAGAAGAGAUUCCUAUUUAUGUGCAAAAUGAGUGCAAGUGCCAGUACAGGAAUUUUGGAUCCCUGCAUCUGCAGAGUGUCUGUUCGGAAGGAACUAAAAGGCGGGAAGGCUUAUGCAAAGCUGGGUUUUGCAGACCUCAACCUGGCAGAGUUUGCUGGAUCAGGAAAUACCACUCGUCGCUGUUUACUGGAAGGUUAUGAUACCAAAAACACAAGGCAGGAUAAUUCGAUUCUCAAAAUGUUGAUCAGUAUGCAGCUGAUGUCUGGAGACCCAUGUUUUAAAACGCCUCCGUCCACAGCCAUGUCUAUAUCGGUUGCUGGAGAACCAGAAUCCCUACAUGAAGACAGGAAAGGUGGAGAGAACAUAAAAGCAUCACAUCUGAAUGUAUCAGAUCUUGCAUCAAAAAGUGCUUCUAUCCCAGAUGAACUUGGAGCAUGUGGACAUUCUAGGACAUCCAGCUAUGCAAGCCAGCAGUCAAAAGUGUCAGGUUACAGCACCUGCCAUUCCAGAUCAUCCAGCAUCUCUGAUCUCUGCCAUAAGAGAAAUACCUCUGCAGGAAGUACAUCAACAGGUAUAGGCAGUAUUCUAGAACCAUGUGAAGAGACUGAGUCCAAAAAAAAUGAUGAUGAUGAUUUAGAGGUGCCCCUGAAAGAUGCAGCCUCAGAAAAAUUCAACAGACAUCCAGUGAAACAGGAUUCUGUAGAGUCACAGCUGAAGAGGGUUGAUGCUACCAGAGUUGAUGCAGAUGAUGUUGUUGAAAAAAUAUUGCAGAGUCAAGACUUCAGUUUGGACUCAAGUGCAGAAGAGGAAGGGUUAAGACUCUUUGUUGGUCCUGGAGGAAGUACUGCCUUUGGAAGCCAUCAUUUACCUAAUAGAGUGGGAUCUGGAGCAUAUGAACAAGUAGUUAUUAAACGCUAGAAGAACUGGACUGAAAUGACACACUAAUUCUUGGGAGUUGCAGAAUUUGCUUCAUUCCAAAUAUUGUUGAAGAUGGGCUCUCCUGAAAUGCUAGUUUGCAGUUGCCUAGAGUUUUGAGUUUGCCGUAUUGAAAAUGCCUUCUUCUGUGUCUGCAGUGACAAUUUUUAUCACCUUCUGAUAAUUUGUGAACCAAUGUGAGAGUUACCUGAUGUUGGUGAAUUUAUUGCUUUGUUCUGUGUUAAUCAAAUUUCCCUUUUUGGAAAUGGGGCAAAUGAUACAUAAUUGAACAUAGUAUGUUGAAAUUACUCGUAUGUGUGAAAUUGCAUUCAACAGUGUGCUCUGUUUGCUACUCGGGUUUUUUUAAGCCUUGAAAGUAAGUCUUGGUCACGAAGCAUCUGUUUCAGCCUGGGUUUUUUCCUAGAGUUAAUCUUACCUUUUUUGUAUUCGCUGAUUGUUUCUGUCAGAACACAACGUAAUAUGGGAACUGCUGGUUCAAGAAAAUGCAAGCCAGUUGAACUUAUGGGAAGUAAGAUUAAAUACUGUUACAGAUGAUCAUAACUUUAAGGCCAAGUUGCACGGGAGAAGGGGGUAGUCUAUUGUUUUAAAGGCACGACGGACUCUGGCAAGAUUUAUUAAGAUAUGCAUACACUGAUUACUGGUUACAGUAAAGCAUUCAGUGCCAACAGGGAUACUUUGUGACCUUAAAACUAUUUUUCAAUAUUAUAAGGUUGCAUUGACUGAUGCUUGGUCCAUACAAAAAAUAAGCUACAUCUUUAGGAGCUUAUUAAGAACAUUUGACUUCAUAGGCUAUUCUGUGGUGAAAAUCUGGGAGCAUGUAGCAGUAUGAUGUUUAGCUCAUAGAGUAUUAAAAUGAAUUGUUUAACAAUCAAAAGAGUGCCUUGUUCCUGAGGGGGUGGGGAAGUGCGCUAAACUAUUUUUAUGAAGCUAAGAACAACCAGUGAACAGCUGACUGAAAACUACGUCCACUUUUCUACAUCCAAGAAAAGCACUUUAUGCAGCAAUUUUUUUCAUCAAAUCUGAAAAUCAAACUUUUUCUCUUUGUUAGAAGAUUGCUGACUUGGGCCCAGUAUGAAUGAGGUGCAACCAUAGGCAUAUUAAUUUACUUGUGAAGUUGCACCCUGCAAUUUGCAUCACAUUCAAAAGGCAUUUGCCUUAUUCAGGGUUGUACAUGCGCAUGUACAGGCCAGCACAUGCAGCAAGCCACCUCUUAAAUGUGGAAGAAGCUUAGCUGCAUACUACUGGCUCACACUGAAAAAGGACUUCAUUUAUGUCCGUUAUUUCACUGAGUUCUUCUUGAACAGCUUUUGCUGGUUUCAGUGGAACUUAUGCUGGGAUUUGUGUCCAGUAUUUAAAGAUUUGCACAAAUGAAAUAGUGCAGUAUAUCUCUGCAUUUAUUCAGAAUUUUUCCCUCUAGCAAACUUAUUUUCUAAUACUGUACAACCCGUAUUAUUUUUGUGAAGGAAUUUUCUGGGCAGAAAACUGCCAACAACUCAGGAGGGUUAUUAGCUGUUAGUAAUUUGCCUUUGAUGUCAUUACGGUUGGUUACUGGAAUUGAUCAGUAUGUUUCAAAACAAGUUGGGGUAUGUUAAAUUAAACUACACUUAUUUUUACAUACAGUGAAUGGAACAGCUGAUGUUUUUAGUGGUUUCCUGAAAUCAGUCAGUGGUCCAUUUCUUUUUGAAGAAUAUAAUGGAAGUCUUAAGCUAAAUGAAGAAAAUUGUUUUACAUUUGUGAUUUAGUUUUAUAAAUGUGCAUAUUGGUGAACUGUUUUUAAUUUAAAUCAUACAUGUGAGCUAUUAAAAUUAGAACCUUUCCUUCUUUAUUAUGGUAUCCACAAAUAACUUACUGCUUUAUAAGCAUUUUAUUGAAAUGUUAAGUUUCAGCACAAGAAAAGUCAUUUUUAGAUUCUGCUGUUAAAAUAAUGUAGAAGGAAUGCAGAUUAGUUUUGAAACAAAUUGUUGAGCAAAACUGAACUUACCAUCAGCGUAUUUAGCUUUUUAAAAGAUCGCUAAGGGAUAAUGUUAGAAUUUAAGGAAAGUUGCCGGUUUCUGAAAAAUGUCAAUACAAGAUGUCUGAUUUAGGGAGACAAGUUGGCAUGAGGGGAGAAAAACUAAAACUGAUUUUAGGUCACUUAACUCAGUAUAAGAAAUGGUCAUGUUACUUUUAAAGAAAAGCGUGUUUACAGUCUGUAGUGUUGUAAUACAAUCAGCUAGAUGUUCCAAUGUUUAUGGUUGUGCAUUCAAAUGCAAUGAUGGUUAUUUCCUGUGAAAAUACACAUUGCCAGAUAGUUGAAUUGUAGGAAGAUAAUUGGCGUCUUGUACCCAUCACGUUAUUAGUUUUUUUUCCAAAGUCCACAUGCAAGUUCAAAAAGUCAAUGAAAUGUCCGAAUGAUUAUCAUGUACUUUUGUCAACUUAACCAUUUUCAUGAAGUGAUUCCGUUUGUGUCCCUCUACAACAUGGAAAAUGACCUUCAUAUUUUAAAUGGCAUUUCCUUCUGUACAGUAAUAUCCUAAAUUGCUAAUUCUUUAAGCCCAAUUUUUUUUACCAUAAUAUACUUGAUGUAAAAGAAAUGAUCUUAAAAACUCAAUAAAAAACUUUAA
Molecule: messenger RNA, 3813 nt
Organism: Eublepharis macularius
Lineage: Eukaryota; Metazoa; Chordata; Lepidosauria; Squamata; Eublepharidae
Gene: EEIG2
Product: EEIG family member 2
Exons: 11
Coding region: 95-1192 (365 amino acids)
Source: RefSeq, a predicted model, not a curated record